Messenger RNA from Ylistrum balloti, 2183 nucleotides. RefSeq lists its product as uncharacterized. The transcript has 2 exons. Lineage: Eukaryota; Metazoa; Mollusca; Bivalvia; Pectinida; Pectinidae. Bases 193 to 1122 code for a protein of 309 amino acids. The record is from RefSeq and is a predicted model, not a curated record.
GCGAGUCUUGGCUCUGGUGGAAGCCAUUGACGAAGGGAGACACGAAACAUUUCAAUGGAAUAAUACAAAUUGGAACUUUUUCGUUGCUGACAAAAAUCGUUUUGGGAGUAGCUGUAUUUGCUAAUAUACUUCAGUGUCUGGUCGUGCAGGAUUUGUGAGGAUUAUUUAUAGAAAAUAGCGACUAAGGUAACAAUGUCGUCCCCUGAAAAAGUCUACUCGAUUAAUAUCGAGGACAUCAUUAAGGAAUAUACUUGGAACAGAUUCCGAAAGUCCAAGCAUUUUCUGCGACGACCAUUCUACAGGAAAAGUAAUUAUUAUAUUGAUAUCAACUGGGGAUACUUAGACUUUAAUCAUGACACCGUUAGAUUUGACAUCCGCCCCGAGAGUACUAGUACACUGCCAGAGGAAAUAGCCUCCACAAGUGUUGAAUCUAGUCCAGGCAAACAAAGUGUGGACAAAGACGGAAGCAAAAAUGUGGUUCUGUACAAGUCUAGAUAUGAGAAUAAGACGCCAAUGGACCAACAGUACACGUUCUCAACGACUCGCGAGACAAAAGCAUCAUGUAACGUGGAAUUCCAAGAAACGUACACCAAAGGAGCCGAAUGUAACAUCGAGAUCAAGGUCCCGGGGGAUAUUGUCACUAUAGGGGCAGGUCUAAGUGGAGAACUGGCAGUCACCAAGACAAAGAGCGAAUCGUUCGAGGAAACAGUCACGUGGGAGGUCAACACACAGAUAAAUGUUGCCAGAGGUCACACGGCCGAGGCAACGGUGUUUGUGUCAGAACGCAACAGUAUGGCUGACUUCGAAGUCAAAUCGACCAUGUCACUUCCGGAUGGAAAGGAUAUGCCCGUCGCUGUUCGGCGCAUCUCGGAUGACAUGGUCAUGUAUACAGAUAUUAUAAACGAUCUGGCUCCUGUGUUUUCAGAGGUAGCCAAGAAAAGUCAGAUCGUUGAACUAGUGAAAAGUAAAGAUCAGAAACGAGGCAUGCUUCGAUCGAAUGUUAUCUUAACAACUCAUGGCACAUGUAAAAGUAUUUCAUGGAAAAACCAACAUGUCCAUGUCAAUUCUGAGCAAGUGGUUAAAUAUGAUGAUGAUUUAGCAAAGGAUGGUGAUGAAAAGUGAAUGGAUCGAUUGUUUCAAGCCUUUGUGAUAGCGAUUUUAAACGCUUGUGAUAACUAAAGUAGAACUUUAAAUGUACUUAACAUAGUAGAUAACGAUUAGGCUUAAGCCUUAUCUGCCAAUAAACAUAAGUGAUGAAUUCAAAAUUAACACUCAAAUUAUAUUAAUUUGACCCGAACUCAACAAAUAUACGGUUGGGAAAGGAAAGAAAAGUCUUCGGCUGUGUUUAGUUCUGUUUACGAACAUUUUCACUUAUUAACCAAUAGAUAUGUCUGGACAACCUUUGAACAAAUGGAGCAAGACACCUCAGAUAGUUGAAUAGUCUUCUUUAGAUAUUGAAAUCGGCAAAUGAAGACUGACUGCUUAAAAAGAAAUUCUGAUGAACGUUUUACGUGUAGCUAAAGUAGAGAGACCAUGCUCUCCUGAAAUCAGUUGUGCCUUGGGCGUCCGUCACCUAGAAGUUCUUCCUUUAUCAGACAACUGCCAGAAUCAACUAGAUGUGUUGUGUAUCAUUUUGAACAUUGAUGUGAACUUUGGACCGUCGGUGCUAUCAGUGAUGAUAUCGGACCACACUUCAAACAGAUAAAAAAUCAUAUUUUAUAAUUCAGAGACGAAGAAGUCUCGUACAGAUAGACGCUAUGUGAGAUCAAUUUACUUCCGAGUAGCGGAAUUUGUGACAUUACAGAAGGAGAUGAACACAAUAGUGAUAAUUCAAUGAUAUUCUGUUAUUAUACAUAUUCUAGUAAAUACAUACAUCUUUAUUUCGGUAUUUGGUUUUGUAAUACUUAGUCCAAAGUUCAAAUAAUUUUAAGUAGAGUCACGUAGAAUACGUUUGUACAUACUGCAUACUCCAACUGUCAGUUAUUUGCCUAUACGUAAAUAUAAACAUUUUUAAUUUUUAAUUCAACAUAAUAUAUUCUAAAUUUACAUGUGUUAUGAAUAAUGGAUAUCUUAAUCCGUAAUUGUGGAACGAAUUUAUGCCUGUGAAAGGGUAACUAUUAUUACGAUUAAUUAUAUAUACACAUAUAUUAGAUGAAAAUAUGCAAUAAAGUGAUAUCAGUCAA